Molecule: messenger RNA, 909 nt
Organism: Trichobilharzia regenti
Lineage: Eukaryota; Metazoa; Platyhelminthes; Trematoda; Strigeidida; Schistosomatidae
Source: the annotation of a GenBank genome assembly
AUGGUGAAGGUAAAUAUCGAUUUGUUAUAUCCCGUAGAUACUGCAGACGACUUUUUUGUCGGGGACGAAGUAGAAAUAAGUGAAUCCACUCCGUUAGGAUCUAUUCUGCUAGAUGACACUGGCAAUUCUGAUGAAUCCAGUGGUUAUGCUUCGUGCGUGCAGUCCUCCAAAAGUGGUUCACCGACUCCACCUCGUCUAAAGACUAUCCCGUCACGUCAUUCUGCUGUUCGUGUAGUUUCACCUCCAAAUACAGUGUCGCUAACCAAUUCGCCGCGAAAAAUCCAUGUAACGCGCAUCGAUCCUCCCAAGUUUGGGACUCAUACAGUUCAAGCAGUUAUACAUAAAACCCCUCCGAAGACGUUGGGCGUGAAAGCGAAUCGUGUUCACUUCAUUUUACGACCAUUUUCUGCAGAGUCUUCGAAUAUAUCACUGUCAUCUGACGCGAUGAAUUCUCAGGAAAAGACAAGUACUUCUCAGAAAAUAUCUUACCUGAAUGAAGGUUCACGUAUCGCAAAUUCUGAAGAUAUAUAUGAGUUAGUGCGUAACACUAAACAAGAAGCACCUUUUGACCAUAAUGAGGUUUUACAGUCAUCAACAUCCAUUGGUUCGCAUUCAAGUUCGGAAUCAGACAGCAGAGACAACUUUGACGAUGAAAUGACAUGCCAAGAAUUCUUUCUAGACCAUGACAACAUCACUACAAGUCCAUCUAAUGGAAUUGGUUCUCGUAAGCUGCUAGCUAAUCACUUAAAUUUCGACCUUACAAGUCAUUCUGAAGAUAUAUCAUUUGGCAAAGGUCUUUCCAGAUUGUCUGAUAUUGAUUCAUUAAUAUACAGUGACAGUCCACUGAAUGAGUAUCGAAAGUCAAAUAAGGUUGCACAGCAGCACUUUUUCCACGAUUGGCCUAGUUAG